CUGCACUACGGGACCCUCCUGGGCAGCAGAGCUUGUGUCCACAUGGCAGCAGCUGCCUGGGCCACUGGGUUUCUCAAUGCUCUGCUGCACACGGCCAAUACAUUUUCACUGCCCCUGUGCAAGGGCAAUGCCCUGGGCCAGUUCUUCUGUGAAAUCCCCCAGAUCCUCAAGCUCUCCUGCUCACACUCCUACCUCAGGGAACUUGGGCUUCUUGUGGUCAGUGCCUGUUUAGCUUUUAUGUGUUUUGUGUUCAUUGUGGUGUCCUAUGUGCAGAUCUUGAGGGCCGUGCUGAGGAUCCCCUCUGAGCAGGGACGGCACAAAGCCUUUUCCACCUGCCUCCCUCACCUGGCCGUGGUCUCCCUGUUCCUCAGCACUGCCAUGUUUGCCUACCUGAAGCCCCCCUCCAUCUCCUCCCCAUCCCUGGACCUGGUGGUGUCAGUUCUGUACUUGGUGGUGCCUCCAGCAGUGAACCCCCUCAUCUACAGCAUGAGGAACCAGGAGCUCAAGGAUGCCCUGAAUAAACUAAUGGCGGGGUGCUUUUCACAAAUAAUAAAGUAUCCGUCAUCUGCUCUUUAA
Messenger RNA from Columba livia (rock pigeon), 576 nucleotides. RefSeq names its product olfactory receptor 14J1-like. Gene Ontology annotation, molecular function: olfactory receptor activity; odorant binding. The transcript has a single exon. The record is from RefSeq and is a predicted model, not a curated record. Gene Ontology annotation, biological process: G protein-coupled receptor signaling pathway. NCBI's taxonomy places the organism in Eukaryota, Metazoa, Chordata, Aves, Columbiformes, Columbidae. Gene Ontology annotation, cellular component: membrane. The annotation marks the transcript as partial.